CGGACGGGCGGACGUACAAUACAAAUCCACCACCCCGGCCUCUUGGCCUCCUUCGUCUUGCUCUUCCCCUCCCCCUUCUCCCCUCCCCUUCUCCGUAGGGUUUAGCGGCAGCAGGAGAGGAGAGGUCUCCGGAUGGCGUCGUCCGACGACUGGAUCGACGACGCGGCCGGCGGGGAGUGGACCACCGUCACCCGCUCCGGCCGGUCCGGCAGCCACGCCGGGCGCUCCCCCAACCCCAAGCCAGCCGCCCCCCGCUCCCCCAAGCCGGCCGCGCCGACGGUGGGCCAGGUCGGCGAGGGGCUGGCGGGGCUCGACGUCGAGGGCGCGGCCCGGACGGGGAGGCUGGACAAGUACGACAUACCGGUGGAGGUGAGCGGGGACGGCGCGCCCGCGCCGGCCGACGGGUUCGACGGGUCCGGGCUCGCAGAGGCCGUGCUCCGGAACGUCGCGAGGUGCGGCUACGACAACCCCACGCCGGUGCAGCGCUACUCGAUCCCGAUAGUGCUGUCCGGGAGGGACCUCAUGGCGUGCGCGCAGACGGGCUCAGGGAAGACGGCCGCGUUCUGCCUCCCGGUGGUGAGCGGGCUGGUGGCUGCAGAGGAAGGGCCAGGAGGCGGAGGGGGUCGCGGCGGCAGGGACGCGUACGACUACGACUACGGCCGCGCUGGGAGGCCACGCGCUCUCGUGCUCGCGCCCACCCGAGAGCUUGCAGCACAGAUUAAUGACGAAGCAAAGAAGUUCGCUCACAAAACUGGACUCAAUGUUAAGGUGGCCUAUGGAGGCACUUCAAUGGGUCAACAGCUACGUGAUAUAGAGAAAGGCGUCGAUAUUCUUGUUGCUACACCCGGGCGCCUUGUGGACAUGAUUGAAAGAGGAAAGAUUUCUCUUGAGGCAAUUAAGUACCUGAUAAUGGACGAGGCUGACAGAAUGCUGGAUAUGGGGUUUGAGCCUCAGAUAAGGAAGAUUGUUGACGGGAUGGGUAUGCCACGAAAGUCUGUGAGACAAACUAUGCUCUUUAGUGCAACCUUCCCACCGGAAAUACAGAGACUGGCUUCAGACUUUUUGUCAAAGUACAUAUUUAUCACUGUUGGGAGGGUGGGUUCAAGUACUGAUCUAAUUACGCAGCAAGUUGAGUUCGUCACUCACGACGAGAAAAGAACCUACCUGAUAGAUCUCUUACAGAAACAAUCUUUCUCUUCAUCUGAUGGCAAGCCUCAGCAGCCUCUAACACUGGUUUUCGUGGAGACAAAACGAGAAGCUGAUUCAUUGAGGUAUUGGCUAUACAACAAAGGUUUCCCUGCCACAGCGAUCCAUGGUGAUAGAACGCAAGAGGAGAGGGAAAGCGCACUGAGAUCCUUCAAGUCUGGCUUGACCCCUAUCAUGGUCGCCACUGAUGUUGUUGCGCGAGGCCUGGAUGUCCCAAAUGUUGCUCAUGUCAUCAACUAUGAUCUUCCGAAGAGCAUAGAGGAUUAUGUCCACAGGAUUGGAAGAACUGGUAGAGCUGGAAAUGCUGGGAGCGCCACCGCCUUCUUCACUGAAUCCAACCACCCCAUAGCGAAGGGAUUACUAGAACUGAUGACUGAGGCAAAACAGAAUGUUCCUACCUGGCUAGAGGACUACGCAGGCAAGCCAUGCUAUGGAGGGUCAAGCUUCGGUGGAAGAGGCCGAAGGUCCAAUGGCGAUGGUGGCAGCAGCUUUGGUGGCAGAGAUUAUCGCGGUGGUGGUGACUACUCUGGUGGCGGUGGCAGGAGCUACUCUGGUGGUGGUGGUGACCGCUAUUCCGGUGGCGGCGGUGGUGACCGCUAUUCCGGUGGCGGCGGUGGUGACCGCUAUUCCGGUGGUGGUGGCCGUGACCGCUACUCUGGUGGCGGUGGCGGUGAUCGCUUUUCCGGUGGCGGUGGCGGUGGUCGUGACCGAUACUCUGGUGGCGGUGGCGGUGAUCGCUAUUCCGGUGGCGGUGGUGGUGACCGCUACUCCGGUUGUGGUGGUGGUGACCGCUAUUCCGGUGGUGGCGAUCGCUACUCCGGUGGCGGUGGUGGUGACCGCUACUCUGGGGGUGGUGGUGGUGAUCGCUACUCCGGUGGCGGUGGCGGUGGCAGUGGCAGCUACUCUGGUGGUGGUGAUCGCUACUCGGGUGGCGGUGGCGGUGACAGCAACUCUGGUGGUGGCAAAAGCUACUCUGGUGGUGGCGGUGGUGGUGGUGGUAGUGGCAGAUACUCCAGUGGCGGAGGCUCCUCCAGGGCAAGCGACCCACCUCCGCGCUACUACCCCUCCCACCCCAUGGGCACGUCAAACAUCAGCGCCUCUGGCUGGGAGUAGCCGCGCAGCACCCUCACUUCUCUGUGGUGCACAGACCGUAUAUAUUUACUACCUAAAUUACGUAGCGGAACCAAAUCGCGUGUGGCACACCUGAUCUGAGCUCGGUGCCUGCUCGUCCUUUUUGCCUUGUCGAUGGCUGUGUUAUGUUGCACUGGGAUAGGUUGCAAAUGUUUUGCUGGGAAGAUGGGAUUUAACAUGGAUGUGGUGGUGAUGAUCAGACUCCACUUGGUGCUUAAAACUUGUUGGCUAAGUGGCAAAUGACACUGCCGGUUUACCUUUUAUGAUUGACCCUUGCUCUA
This is a messenger RNA of Hordeum vulgare subsp. vulgare (domesticated barley), 2618 nucleotides long. RefSeq names its product DEAD-box ATP-dependent RNA helicase 52A-like. Gene Ontology annotation, molecular function: RNA helicase activity; RNA binding; ATP binding. Bases 133 to 2319 code for a protein of 728 amino acids. NCBI's taxonomy places the organism in Eukaryota, Viridiplantae, Streptophyta, Magnoliopsida, Poales, Poaceae. The transcript has 6 exons. Gene Ontology annotation, cellular component: nucleus. The record is from RefSeq and is a predicted model, not a curated record.